AUGUCUCAUUCCAUAUCAGAGACGGUGCCUGAGAAAGGCCAGGCCCAAGUCACCUCGACCUCCCCUUCUCUCACUGGACCACCGGAAGGCGAGUCCCCGUCUCCUAAAUAUGACGCCGAGUUCGAAAAGCGCGUUAUGCGAAAAAUCGACCUUUGGCUAGUCGGCUUCUACUCCGUCGUCUAUAUCUUCCGAGUCAUUGAUUCUGGAAACUACGCCAACGCCGCGAUUAUCAACCUCGAGGCAGGCGACGGCAUCAAGGCAGAGCUCGGAUUCAGCCCAUCCCAGUGGUCUUGGUCCCAGUCUAUCUUCUCUUACAGCUACCUAUUUUUCGAGCCGACAAAUACAGUGCUGCUCAAACGCUUCACGCCGUCUAAAUGGAUGUUCAUCCUCAUCCUUGCCUGGGGCGUCUGCGCAACCAGCUCCGGCGCAACGCAGAACUUCCCCGGCAUGAUGUGCGCUCGGUUUGCAAUCGGUCUGGCAGAGGCAGGCUUCUACCCUUCUGUGCUGUAUCACUACGCCUUCUGGUACAAGCCCUCAGAGAUGCCCUGGCGAAUCGCCGUAUUCUAUUCCGUAGGUCAGCUAUCCAGUGCCCUAAGCGGCCUCCUCGCCUACGCAAUCAGUUUCAUGAAUCGCCUGGGCGGUCUCUCUGGCUGGCGCUGGCUGUUUAUCCUCGAGGGUCUCCCUGCGAUAAUUCUCGCCUUUGUGGCUCUCUUCGUCCCUGACUAUCCCGAGACUGCGAAGAUGCUUACUCCGGAAGAAAGGGAGUUUCUCUCUCAUCGUCUUGCUAAGAACGCGCCCUCCGGGACGGACGCGCAUUGGAGCUGGCGGAAUGUGAAGGAGCUAUUUCGCAGCCCGACUGUGUAUACUUUCUCUAUUUACUGGAUUGGCCAUGGGAUUGGUGGGUUCGGCGUGAAUUAUGCCUUGCCCACUGUGAUUUAUGAGCUUGGGUUCUCGGAUACGGCGCAUUCGCAGUUGAUGAAUAUUCCACCGUAUGUCGCCUGCUUCAUAUUUCUGAAUAUCGUCGGCCAUUGUCUGCAUAAGAAAUGGAUUCGGCCGUGGACGACUGCUGUCGCUAUCGAAAGCACGAUAAUAAUCUGCUACAUAAUCCUAAUCACAGUCCCCAACGCCGUAGUCAAAUACCUGGCACUGAUAGUGGCCACAGCCUGCGCAGGCUCCGCAUACCCCGUCAUCUGGCCCGAGCGGAUCCGCGCGCUGGACGGCACAGUCGCCGCAGGUAUUGGCAUUGGGCUCACGAAUGCGAUGGCGCAGUUUAGUGGGAUUGCGGGGCCACAUAUCUAUAGCACGACGUUUGGGCCGACGUAUCGUGUCUCGUAUAUUAUCUGCUUGAGCUUCUUGGUCCUGGCGAUUAGUGGGGUUUUGGCUUCUUGGUUGUUGGUUUGGAGGAAGGAUAGGAGGGUGGCUUUGCAGGGAGGAGGUGAUCUUCCGGGGAAUAAGACAGAUGAUAAGCUGGAAGGGAUUAAGGUAUAA
Molecule: messenger RNA, 1488 nt
Organism: Aspergillus puulaauensis
Lineage: Eukaryota; Fungi; Ascomycota; Eurotiomycetes; Eurotiales; Aspergillaceae
Exons: 3
Coding region: 1-1488 (495 amino acids)
Biological process (GO): transmembrane transport
Cellular component (GO): membrane
Molecular function (GO): transmembrane transporter activity
Source: RefSeq, a predicted model, not a curated record